AUGUUUUGCACUGUUAUUGGUAGACAGGGAGUCAUAUUGUUCCGUUUUGUUGCUCUUCCAUUUCUUACUUUCCCGAAAACCAUUAGCAAAACGACUUCUGGCGUACAAUCGGCUAAUGCAGAAGUGGGUAGUGAUGAGUCAUCAGACAGUGACGACGUUUCAUUUGAAGCGGAUAUUGUCGUGCAAGAUCCUAGUCGGUUUCCAAAAGGUUGUGAAUAUAUUGGAGACAAUGAAUGUGCAUGUAAAACAGAUUCUGAUGAAGUAGUCCACGUCCCGUGCAAUCAAUCUUCUCGAAUUAAAAGGGGUGCUCAAAAAGAUCCUGUAGCUGAAAAAGCAAAAGCUAAUUAUCGAAAAGUUGUAGACGAAUUGAACGAAAAAUUCAAAGGACUUAAGGAAGGAUGCUUUCCACGCCCAAAGGGUUGCUUAUGUGUUAUUGGCAAAGAUCGUGAUGGCCGUGACAUAACUGAACGCCGAAUGAAGGAUGAAGACUGUAAAUGUAAACCAGGAGAACGUGGUAACGGUUGCCCGGCUCCAGGAGCUUAA
This is a messenger RNA of Enterobius vermicularis (human pinworm), 543 nucleotides long. The record is from the annotation of a GenBank genome assembly. Lineage: Eukaryota; Metazoa; Nematoda; Chromadorea; Rhabditida; Oxyuridae.